AUGGGCAACCUUCCAGGGGCCACACUCUCACAGCAGCUAUCAAUUGCCAACAAGGAUCUAAGCACCGCCCUUGUAAGUGUGAAAGAGGUAGGCAGUGAAGUGCCCAAGUUGCUCUGGAUAGAGAAGACGUACAGCACUAUACAGGGGCAUUGUGUGCUACGAGAAAAAUAUACUUACCAUUCACGCAUUCAGUGCACAUUUACUUUUGAAAACAACGUGAGGCUGAUCACUGUUGGACUAGAGGACAUCUAUGGGUGCCCUUACGACUUUGUUGAAGUGUUCGAUGGACAGCAAGCUGCUUCAGUCUCCAUGGGCAGAGUCUGUGCUGGGGCAGAGCUCACGUUCAUCUCCUCUUCAAAUUCCAUGACAGUGUUUUUUAAAAGUGAUGCCAUGAUCACCAACACGGGCUUCUAUGCCCUGUACAACACUGUUCAGCAAGAUGAAAGGCAGAGCGGCAUGGCUCUGCGACUGGUGAAUGGCAGUCACAGGUGUGAAGGCAGGGUAGAGAUCUCCUACAAUGGUACCUGGGGCACAGUGUGUGAUGACAGCUGGGACCUCACAGAUGCCAAGGUGGUAUGCCAGCAGCUCGGCUGUGGCGAGGCCAUGUUGGCCCCGGCUGAGAGCUACUUUGACAGAGGCACAGGUCAGAUCAUGUUGGAUGAUGUGCAGUGCAUGGGGGAUGAAGCCAAAGUGUGGCAAUGCACACACCACGGAUGGUUCUCCCACAACUGUGGGCACCAUGAAGAUGCCAGCGUGGUCUGCUCAGGCUCCGCUGGUGACGCCCUUACAGAUGAAAGUUUCCCUUGUGGUGGUUUACUCACGAAUAGUUCAGGCUCCUUCUCCAGUCCUUGGUAUCCUAAAAAGUAUCCCACCAAUGUUGUAUGUGCCUGGGACAUACAAGUGGAUAGCAGCGCCCACAUCCGACUCACCUUUGAAGUGGUCAAAAUAGAAAACUUCUACGGCUGUCCCUAUGACUUCAUUGAAAUCUUUGAUGGCCCACAAAGUGAAGCUUUUUCACUGGGGAGGUUCUGCUCAGAAACAACCCCAGUAUUUACCUCUUCAUCAAACCACAUGAGUGUGGUGUUCCACAGUGACGCAAUCGUCACCAACAUUGGGUUCUAUGCAUCUUAUGAGUCUCUGAUGCAAGAUGAGAAAGACACAGAUGUGGCUCUUAGACUAGCCAAUGGCAGCCACCCAUGCGAGGGCCGUGUGGAGCUGUACCACAACGGCAGCUGGGGCACGGUGUGUGACGACAGCUGGGACCUGCGCGAUGCCCAGGUGGUAUGCCGGCACCUGGGCUGUGGUGGGGCCGUGGCAGCUGUUGGGCGAGCACAUUUUGAGCGAGGCCUGGGCCCCAUUGCCCUGGAUGAUGUAGACUGCAUGGGGACAGAAGCCAGACUGUGGCAGUGUCCGCACCGUGGCUGGUUCGCUCACAACUGUGGCCACCAUGAGGAUGCUGGUGCCAUCUGCUCAGGUGAUCUGCGGCUGGUGAAUGGGACAAGCAAGUGUGAGGGCCGAGUCGAGGUCUACUAUGCCAACACCUGGGGCACCGUGUGUGAUGAUAACUGGUCCAUAGAGGAUGCCCACGUGGUCUGCAAACAGCUUGGGUGUGGCCUGGCCUUAUCUGCCCUCCCAGGGGCCAGCUUUGGCCCUGGGUCAGGCAGCAUCAUCCUUGAUGAUGUCAACUGCACGGGACAGGAGUCCUCCCUGUCACAGUGUCUUCAUGGCGACUGGCUCACCCACAACUGUGGGCACCAGGAAGAUGCCGGUGUCAUCUGCUCAGAUCUGCCGCUGUUGAGACUGGCCAAUGGGAGAAGCCGGUGUGAGGGCCGCGUGGAAGUCUACCACAAUGGCACCUGGGGGUCUGUGUGUGAUGAUCUCUGGGGCCUGCAGGCUGCUCAGGUGGUGUGUCAACAGCUGGGCUGUGGGGCGGCCCUGGCAGCCCCCAGGAGCAGUCUGUUUGGCGAUGGCUCUGGCCCCAUCUUCCUAGAUGAUGUGAGGUGUUUGGGUACCGAGACAAACCUGGGACACUGCCACCACCUCGGCCUGUCUGUGCACAACUGUGGGCAUCAUGAAGAUGCUGGGGCCAUCUGUUCAGCUGUUAAAGAUGCCUCCGCUUUGGCAGAAGUGACUCCUGCAGCAGACCUGCUCAUGAUCAGGUUGGUGGAUGGAAAGAACCUGUGUGAAGGACGUGUUGAAGUCUACCAUAAUGACACAUGGGGCACCGUGUGUGACGACCUCUGGGGCAUCAAGGCUGCCCAAGUGGUGUGCCGGCAGCUGGACUGCGGGGAGGGCAUCAGCACCCUGGGGAGUGGCCACUUUGGGGAAGGUGUGGGGAGCAUCCUCCUGGACGAUGUGCAGUGUCAGGGCAGCGAGCCCUCACUAGCUCAGUGUUACCACCUGGGCUUUUCUAUCCACAACUGUGGCCACCGUGAGGAUGCCGGUGUCAUUUGCUCAGACCUAGUUGAUGACAACUACACAGCUUACACAGUCAGGUGGCACACAUACAUUAACGUCCUUUAUGAAAGUGUGACGGCCCCGGUCCCUUCCCAUCUUGUUAGAAAGUGCUUCGUGGAGGCCACAGAUCCAGUUUUGAUGAAUGUGACUCCAAAACCUGACCUGCCGCUGCGCCUGGCGGGUGGCCGGAGCCGCUGCGAGGGCCGGCUGGAGGUGCGGCACCAAGGCGUGUGGGGCACCGUGUGCGACGACCGCUGGAGCAUCAAGAACGCCCGCGUGGUGUGCCGCGUCCUGCGCUGCGGCCGCGCGCUCAGCGCCCCGGGCCGAAGCCGCUUUGGGCCCGGGAUCGGUCCCAUCCUGCUGGACGAAGUGCGCUGCUCCGGCACCGAGGACUCGCUGGAGAGCUGUGCGCACGCGGGCUGGGCACAGCACAACUGCCACCACCAGGAGGACGCGGGUGUGGUCUGUGCAGGUCCAAUUGAUUCUCUUGUGCCCAAGGAAAAUGCUCGGCUCUCAUGCUUACCUCACCUCUUCCAAGCCGUUAUUGACCGAGGCUAUCUCCGGAGACUGGGCUACUCCUCCUGGGACAUCCACUUAAAUGAUAGGAUGUGUCGCCCUCAAGUCACUGGGCGUUACCUUAUCUUCAAUAUUCCCUAUGGCCACUGUGGCACUGUCAGGCAGGAGCACCACGGCUUGCUCAGCUACUCCAAUUCCAUCAGAGGCAGAACACAGGGCCACCCUGGUCAAGUCGUUGUGCGACACAAGGUGCCCCAGGUGAAGUUUACCUGCAAGGUAGAUGGCCAAUCUACAGUUGCAGCCGUGCAUGGGAGUGACACACAGAAGGAUGUCAGCUAUGAUGUGUCAAUUUCAUUCCUCCAGUCCCCUGUAUCCCAGAAUAUGGGGGGCAUGGUACCUUCCUAUGCUAGCCAGAGGGAAGAGGUCUUCCUCCAGGCCACCCUCCAGAGCCGUAAUCCCAGACUGAGGCUCAUUGUGGACACUUGUGUGGCUUCUCCAGAUCCCAGUGAUUUCACAACUGUCAAGUAUGAUUUGAUCCAGCAAGGAUGCAUCAAAGACAAUACAUACUCCAACCUCCAUCCCUCUGAGAAGAACGUGGUCCAGUUCAAGUUCAAUGCGUUCAGCUUCCUCAAAAGCUAUGAUGUGGUCUAUCUGCAGUGUAAGAUCGCUGUGUGCCGAGCUGGGGACUCCUCUUCUCGCUGUUCCCAGGGCUGUACAGAGCGGAGUAGGAGGGGUACGGGCCCCACGGAUGUCCAGGAAGAACAAACUGCAUAUUUCCAAAGAGUGGGGCCACUGAAGAUCCGCAGAGCCGCUGAUCUGAAUGAGACCCUUGUGUGA
Messenger RNA from Nannospalax galili (Upper Galilee mountains blind mole rat), 3810 nucleotides. Its product is annotated as deleted in malignant brain tumors 1 protein. NCBI's taxonomy places the organism in Eukaryota, Metazoa, Chordata, Mammalia, Rodentia, Spalacidae. The record is from RefSeq and is a predicted model, not a curated record. Bases 1 to 3810 code for a protein of 1269 amino acids. The transcript is spliced from 19 exons. Gene Ontology annotation, cellular component: membrane.